Messenger RNA from Bactrocera oleae (olive fruit fly), 1107 nucleotides. RefSeq names its product early boundary activity protein 2. Gene Ontology annotation, molecular function: DNA binding; transcription corepressor activity. Gene Ontology annotation, cellular component: nucleus. Gene Ontology annotation, biological process: negative regulation of Notch signaling pathway; positive regulation of neuron differentiation. NCBI's taxonomy places the organism in Eukaryota, Metazoa, Arthropoda, Insecta, Diptera, Tephritidae. The record is from RefSeq and is a predicted model, not a curated record.
AUCAUCAUCAUAAUAUUAUCAGUUGCUGACUCUGAAACAUCGACGCUCUGAACAUCUUACAAUUAUGGACUUAUCCACGAAAAUCAGUAUGAAUUUAGAAAACAUGAACGAAUUGACAGAAAGCCCACUUGAUUUAAGGCGGUUUCCGGCAACCUCAAAUGGAAGUUUUGGACAAGGAGCCGAAUUUAGAAAUCACCAACAAACAGGGAACGAGCUAUCAUCCGUAGCUGAUCGACAAUUAAAACGCCGACGAAAUUUUGAAAUGAAAUUCAUCAGAGAAGCAAAAAAACUAAAACUGGACGAAACUAUAACACCAGUGCAAAAAGAGACACCGCGACCUAUAGUAGUAAUACCAAAGGUACAGACACCACCAAACAUUAACAUCCUUGAUAGCCUUGUGCAACUACUACUAACUAUGAGCAAAGCGCCGGUGUCCACUAACCUUAAAUCAGUAUUACCCUAUCCAAUGAGUAUCGACAUAGUUGAGAACUCUUAUAGAAAAAUACCAGCUAUUAAAAAGGAGCCAGCAUUUAAAGACGAUUUAGUCACAUCGAAUACCUUAACAACAGGGAACUCGCUAAUCGAGACAUCAUCGUCUUCGUUAUUACAACCAGUGCUCGUUAGAACCCAUAACCCACAUAUCAGUGAGGGCAUCAAUAUUAAGCAGGAACCGACCGAUCAGGAAAACAUAUCUCCCAGUGCAGCAAAUGAGGAGUCGUCUGAUGUCCAAAUAGGACCACAUGGCACACGCGUAUCCAAAGUGGAUUUGAUUAAAAUAAAUGUGACGGAAGCGUCAAUUGCUACGCGGCAGCUUAUGAGCUUUAUCUUCGACCGUCAAACUCUUGCGACCCACACACUCAGUGGCAAACCCUCGCCAGCAUUUCUGAACCGUAACCGAAGGUGAAUAGAUACUGAAGGUAUGAUGCAAUAUAUUAUCUUAGUCGUAGAAGCUGAAUGCAAUCAUGAUGAAGUGUAGGAUACAAAGCCAUAAGUCAUGAGCAUCAAAGCUAAUUUAAAUAAAUUAUUGUAGUACUUUAAAUGUAUAUAUACAUACGAUGUGUUGUUGAUUAAUAAAAAUAACAAUUUGUAAAAAUAAAAUAUUGCUUC